Molecule: messenger RNA, 7752 nt
Organism: Plasmodium inui San Antonio 1
Lineage: Eukaryota; Apicomplexa; Aconoidasida; Haemosporida; Plasmodiidae
Exons: 2
Coding region: 1-7752 (2583 amino acids)
Molecular function (GO): oxidoreductase activity
Source: RefSeq, a predicted model, not a curated record
AUGGCGAGUAUACGAAAGGAGUCGAGAGUGGAGAUGGAUCUGCUUCAGAGGUAUGAGCGACUUCAAGUGAUUCGUCGGCGACAAGUUCUGAGGUGGCAUCAGCAAGUGCGGAGAAGGAGGCAGUGGAAAAAUGGUGACGACGAAGAGAGGGAGAUGCAAAAAGACGGUAAAGAGAUGACUCCUCCGGACGAAGUAGCGUGGGGGCGAAGAAAAUACCAAAGGAACAGACGCCAAGCGAGGAAGGAAGGAGAGAAAAAGGAGACUGAGGAACCCCAAGAAAUGAGGCACCCCCAGAGCCCGUCCCAAACCUUGUGGGAAAACGGAAAAACCAAAGGGAAGGAAUACCACCCAUGGGAAAACAUAAGAAAGGAGAAGGAGACCCAUUUAUAUGAUGAAGUAAAUGGGAGAAAAAGGAAAAAAAUGGGGAGUAUAAACCAUCCCUGGGAGCGAAGACACAGCAACGGUAACAGAGUCGUAGUGGGACGCACAGUAAUAACGUCAGCAAUGAGUUACAACACAAGUAUGAACAAAUGGGGUGCUCCUCAUAUGCAGAAACAAACGAGCGGUGAAGGAGCGAUUCAUGGGGGGAUGUCUAUUUCGAGGGAACAAACCAAAUGCAGAGAGGUCACUGCUGAACACGAGAAGACACAAGAACAAGGAACAGAAUUUUAUUUACACAGGAACAAUUUGCAGAGGGAACGGAUACAGAUCGAUCAGUGGUCAGACCUGUGGAUGAAUGUAGGGGUAAACGUAACGAAAUUUACAAGGAGAGAUCACCUCCAAAGUAUGAGAGAAAAAGCGGCGAUGAUGCUGGAAAGGGGGGUAGAGAAGGAUAAGGAUGAGAAAAGUUACUACUCCAGUGAUACUGGAAAAGAAGUUGAAGCUAGGAAAGAAGAAAUUUCUAAAGAGAUCGACAAUGAACAGAAGAAAAUGCAACAAGAUAGAAGGACGAUGGAAGCAAAAAUGCUCAGCAGGAUUAACAGGAGGAAACAAAUAAUUGAGAAACUUAAAAUGAAACAUAAGAGAGCUAAACAGAACUAUUAUGAUAUUUCUAAGAGGAGAGAAGAAGCAUUCGUGAGAAGAAGUAGGAAGGCUCAUUUGUGGAUGCACCAAUGCUUCAAAAGUAUGGUGAGGGGGUAUAUUCCUUGGCAGUAUGACCUAUGGGGGCAGGACAUAUUGGCUCUUUAUGAGGCGCAGAAGAGGGACGAGCAGAAGGGGCCAAAACAGACGGAGCGGAAGAAGGAAGGGGAGGACACUGAUGGUGCCCAGAAUAAGAUGAGCAAUAAGAUGAUUACUCAAGGCGAAUGUGUCCAGGACAUGAUUGACGAGGAGGAAGGCAUUCGAGAUGCCUCCGCUAGGGUGACCCCUGGAGGGGGCGGGGCCCUCAAGGGGAAGCUUCUGCGGGAUGGGACCAUCAAAGGAAGGCAGAUGCGUCACGCAAUUGUCAAGGGGAAUUCGUUGCGUUAUUCUCCUGUUGGUGGUUUUCUUAACUAUCACACACCUGCUCGGGAGAAGCCCCUGCAUGAUGCGGCUGUCCAGAGUAAAUCGAUAGGUGAUGCAGCUGUCCAGGGCAAAUGGCUGUAUGGUGAACCUCUUCGAGGUACACCUAGCAGUGACACUCCUGUUUUGGGCAUGCAUAUGGCCCGUGCGGCAACCUUGGGGGAGCACUCGGACCAUAAGGCUACCCGCCAGGAGCUGUCCAAUGAUAAGGGCAUACAGCAUAAGGUGACGGAAAAAUCUGCCUCGCUCAAGAAGGCUUUAAAACACAUCGCACCCAUGGACACCGUGUCGUUGGGCACGGAUUCGCUACACAUCAGUUUGAAAGCCAGCUCUUUGCGAGAUGCAUCUGUAAAGGCCCCCUCAGUGAAACUCUCCUCAGCGAGUAUCCCCCCCCCGAGAAGCUCCUACUUUGAGACGCCUUCCCUAAUCACCUCCCCAUCAGACUUCGCAUCCCCCAAUGGUGUUGCCUCACACGGUGCACGGCUGGAGGAGAAACCGAGCGGUCCAGCUGAUACAAUCGGUGAAAAGAAAUAUAUCGAGAAGGGGGAAAGUGGUUCUCCUGAAUCUGGCCAGCUGCAAGAGAAGGGUGAAGUAGUGAGCAGCGUCCAUGUGGAGGAAGCAGUGGAGAGGGCAGCGGAUAUAGUAGGGGACGGAGCAGCGGAGGGGGACGCCUCACUGUUGGGAGAUUUCUCUUCUCAACAGGAUUACGAAAGAGAAAAGGACCACUCCUGCGGCAGAUCUCAAGGAGGAAGCGUCAUACCGAUUCCUAACAAUGUGAUAGCUGAUGAGAAGAAGGCGAGUGCGGUCGUUUCGAGCAAGCAUGCCGCGAAGAGCUGCACCAAGAAGAAUGUGGACGGUGGUGAUGGUGGUGAUCGGGACAAUGAUGAUGGCCGCGAUGGCGACGAUGGUGACGAUCGUAAAUCCCACGGUCGUCGCGCUAAGAACAAAGAAAGGAAAAAAAUCUCCCUGUUUGGUCAGGUCAAACCUGUGGACAUAAUCAAGCGAGGGGUAGACGGUUACCCAAUUUUACGUAACGAGCAGAAUUUAUUUGUGGAUGUCCUGAUCAUCGGUUCAGGGAUCUCCGGGCUGGCUGCCUCCUACUACUUAAACAAAUGCAGUGCAGAUAUAUUAGUCAUCGAAGGAAGGAAUCGAAUUGGAGGAAGAGCCUACUCCACGAUUCUUCCCCAGAGAGUAAUAAAUAACAACUUGCUCCCCGAGACGAUGGUUGAUUUAGGUGCCAAUUAUCUGCACUGUUGCGACAAUGCAGAUGUACCAAGGCAGAGUAAUGUGAAUUCAGAUCAGGGGGGUACAACACAGGAAGGGAAUAACUUCACAAAGGAGGAGACACUGUCCAUAGAGUCGGGGCUCUCCAUGGAUACCGAUAAAGGCAACGACAGGAAGAGUAAAAAAGGAAGAAAAAAAAAAUAUUAUAAGAGAAGUAACAAAAGGAUGAAAUUUAAAGUUCCACCUGAUGAGAAAAAGGAGCAGUCCGAUUUUGUGUCCCCCAGUGAGAUAGACAAAAUGGAGAAACGAUUAUCAAAUAAUGUCGACUUGUUCAAGCAGCAGUAUUCCCAGUUGAUAGCAAAUUUUGGGAAGAUUCCCCUGCACGGGAGGGCAAACCAGCAAAGCAGAGAUCACAUAGGGGAGAGGUACUCCCCCCAACAAAGUGGAAACCGGGUCGCGUGGAUAGGCGGCCACCGCCAAGGCGAGGACAACGAUGUGCAGCACUCAUACAGCGACGGCAACUAUUUCCAAGCGAGGAAACACAAAAAGGAAGAGAAAGAAAAAAUCAGAAAAAAUAUCCUCUUCAUGGUCAAGUACAACAUUGAUAAUAUCUGCCACCUGUACAGCUACAUAUACAAACAGAGGGGAUGGAAAAAAACGGAAAAGGAUUUAUUAAGCUUCUUAAAAGACAUGGAUGAAAAUAUAUGUCUGCAUACAUACCUGAGUGACAGCUGCGUCAGUAGUGAUGGGUGUUCUUCUUCUUCUUCCUCCCCCUUCUUCUUCUCCUCGUCCCCCCGUGGAGACACACAACGUCCAUUCGUUAAUGGGCCACAAAGCUUCUGCAAAAGUGAAAAUAAAAAAUUAAAAAUACUCUCCGUCAAUAAAGAUACAAGAAGGAGGAGAGCCUACGAUAAGUCCGUUACUCAACUGGCUACCAAAUUGAAACCGAAAAUCUCUUUGGUCUGUGGAAAGGACAACUGGGAAUCCACCUUCUACGCUUAUUGGUACAAUAACGAAAAUGGAAAAAAAAUUAAGAGCUUUAAAAUAUAUAGGAUGAAUUUACUGUGUGAUAAAAUUAGGGUUAGGGCUGCCAGGAAGAUUAAAACAUCCCUCUUCGUAAAUCAUAAUGGGGGAGAUAUCACUGUCGAUAAUUAUCCCUCCUUUGUGAACCUCCCAGGGGGAGGAUCCCAUCAUUUUGGAAAGGACAAAGAGUAUCACUUGGUCUCCGUGCAGGGUCCAAAAGGCACGCACGAUGGGGAUGAAGCAGACGGGAAGAAGAAGCUACCACAACUGCAGCAAUCGUGUGAACCGUACACUGUGGCGAAACAGAAUACCCCAGAAACGAGCAUCAAGAAGCACCCUCUCAGUACUCCCCCCGCGCAGGAACAAAGGGUGAAGCGAAUCAAGGUCACGGGAGACUCCCAAUCGAAGAAGAAAAUCACGUGCACGACAGAUGGAAUGCUGAACUACGACAAAGAUGCAGUCAUUUAUGAAAACUACUAUGACUACGGAGAGGAGUACUAUCGAAUUGUUAGGAAGCGAACUGAAGCAUUGGUGCACUCCCCUAAAAAAGACAUAAACAAAACAGUUCUCUUUAAGGAAGACAGCCAAAGGAGAAGCAUGUGGGAUCUAUUAAUCGAAUGCACAGAAGAGAUACUUAACGAAAUGGACAUACACCAGGACAACUUCUCCCUCGAGGAGUGGAAAAUAUUGAUGGUUAUGUUACAGUCGAGGUAUGGCUAUGGAAGUGAUUUAAGGGAGACAUCCAUAACGAUGUGUAGACUUCCAUCUUCCAGCUACAUGGAUAUUGACGUAUGUCCAAAGUAUGGCACCGAUGAGCAUAUUUCAAAAAAUUUAAAAUAUUACGAUAAGAUUAGAAAAUGUGAGCAGAUGCCUCAUGUGACCAGUUUUAAAGAUACAACUAGUGCCGAUCAGCUUGUCCUGGAUGGGUGGAAGUGGCUCAUCAAUUUUUUGUCUGAAGAUAUACAGAAUAGAAUUCUUCUCAACACAGUCGCCGAGGUCGUUCACAUAAAGGAGGAACGUACAUUUUGGGGUAGCCACUCCAAAUUUGUAAAUCAUCCUGCUGAUCAGGAGGGUGAUAAUCUCUUCAUUAACACACCGGGGAAGUUCCCUCCAGGUGGGGUUCCCGAGGCUGCGACGUCUACAAGAAACGCACCGCAAUGUGUAAGGGACUCCUCUGGGAACUACCUAUAUGGUGAUGCCCAUUCUGAGGGUGCAGCCCAGGAGGGGAAGAAGGGAAUGCACUUUUCCAACCAUACAUUGCCCACUGCGCACUUCAAAAGGAGUCACGAAACCAUCAGAGGGGGUGAGACCCACCAAGAUUUCGAACUGCUGCGAAAUUGCUGUCAUCCAGGGGAAAACAAAGAAAAUUACAACGUGAUGGUGCAGUGCAAAAGCUACGACACGUCGAAGAAACAAAUCAACAAACAUUUCCAUGGCACGUCGGAUCUCACCAAUUGCAACUAUGCCAAUGUGAACAUCUUUGCCAAGUAUGUCAUUGUAGCUUUACCCCUUGGAUGCUUAACAAAUAAUGAUAGGAAGAAAAAAAAGAAAAAAUCGUAUCUCCAGUUUGAACCCCAGUUACACUCACUCAAAAUUAAAGCAUUGAAUAACUACCGAAUGGGGAAUCACAACAAAAUAAUUUUACGAUUUUAUCCAUUCGAUUUUUCGUGGCCAUUUGAUAGCUUACAGCUAAACUGUAUUGAUCAGAAGUUUCAGUUCCUCAAUCUGCAUGCCUAUGGAAAAAUUGGCUGCAUUUUAGUGCACUGUUUCCCCCCUUGGUCAUGCACCUAUGGCUAUAUUAAAAAGGAACACUUCAUAGUAAACGAAUGUUUGCACACUUUGCAUAAGAUGUUCGAAAAUACUGGAAAGAAGCUACCCAUGCUGGUUGAUUAUUUAAUUACCAAAUGGCAGGAUGAUAAUUUUUCCUUUGGUUCGUAUGCCUAUCCGUAUGUUAACUGUACUGAUAAUGAUUUAAUUUACUUGAGAGCUCCGCACCCGAUUGAUAAUCCCAAGGUUGUCUUCUGUGGGGAGUACUUAUCUAAAAGCUAUUUCCAGUGUGUAGAUGGAGCUUACGACACAGGCAUACGGGCAGCUGAAGAUAUUGCACAUAUUGGAUUGAAGUUAAGAAGUAGCCAUACCAAGUGCUACAAUACGGAUGUUUUUUUCUUCCCAAAAGAUACCUGCCCCUUUAUCAACAUACCUUUGCCCAAGAUAAGAGAUAACUUACUUGGAUUUUACAUAACGGAUGGAAGUGAUGAAGCGCUCACUGAUUAUGAAAGUUCUUCGGAGGACGACGACGUGGCGAACAUUUCUAACAUUCCUUUGUCUCUCCUCAAGGAGGAACAUGACUUCUUGUCCUACUCGCUAAACGAAGUUCAUAAAUUUUUCGACCAUCUCAAGGGUGACGCUAUUUGCACAUCGGAUGAUGAGAAGCAAAGGGGAGAAAGUGCGACGGAGAAGCAUAGUACCGCAGAGGAGGGUGGCAUAGCUCUAGAGCAAACCGAUACAGAUAUUCUUCAGAAAAAAAUGGAUUCUUCCCCACCAGGGGAGGGCGGCUUCGCCGACGAGUUAACCCGCAAAUCGCUCCCAUCGGUGGGAGUCAACAUACCAAAGGAUUUACCCCUAAAAUGGCUAGUCUCCUGGGAAGCCAAUUUCACUCCAGGAAAUCACUUAACUAGUUCACGCCUCCCCCACGCACAUCUGCUAUACACACACGGAAGGAGCGAACACAGCACUUUUCUGAGUAACUACGACGAGUUCAGCUUAUACGUGGACAAAUACAUAAUCAAAAUGAACGACGUGAUUUUCCACAAUUACAACCAAACUGAAUUAAAUUCGAUAAAGGAAAAAAUCAUAUCGCCUGUUUUUUUGAAAUCGAAAUUUAUGCUCUCUCGAUAUUUAUCAUCCGUGUUGACCAAGUAUCACCACUUUAGACAUUUUAUCCAGAGGGAACUAUUUGCUAAAAUUGAAGCGGCGAAGGAUGUACUUAUGGACCAUUUCGAAUGGAGCAAUUUGCCAAGUGCUGAUUUGGCCUUCCCCUUUUUAAAAGAAAAAAUAACUGAUCAUCGAAAUGCACAAAUGAGUGAAGAAAAGAAGUGGGAAAGUGUAAAAAGUUGUAUUUCUCCCGAACAGACAAGCAGCUGGACGUCCUGUAACUAUAAACCACCAAUUGGUGGAGCAAAUGAUGAGAUUUUCCCCCACGCCAUAUCGCCUUACACUGGGGGGGGCACACCAAUUGGUCCGGACAGGCUGAACGGUUUAUGCCAGAAAGAAGAAAAAAUGACCCAAGGACAUGAAAUAGACGAAAAAAAUAUGAACAGUUCAGAAAAAAAAAGAGAAAAAGAAGAUGCACACAAACAGCUAGCUACAAUGAGAAAAGAGAAAAUAAAUCACAUGUAUGCUCAGAAUAGGAAAAUAAGCGAAGUGAACAUAUACUUGAAAUAUUUCUUAAGUCAAAAGUUCACAUCAGACAAAAGUAUAGAGGAAAAUAUCACCCACAUAAAUAAAUAUCAAAAAAUUAAGUUAAACUGUACAGGAUUUCUUUUUUUUUUUUGUUACCUUUUGAAAUAUAUAAUAAAAGAAACAAAAUAUGAUACUCACCACGAUUUUAUUGACUCGAGUGUGAUCAUUCAGCUGUUGUGCGACUACAUAUACCACUUGAUAUUUUACAAACACGACCUUUUGUGCUAUAAGUGCGUCAAUGGAGGGGAAUUAAUCAUGUGUGAUUUUUUUGGUUGCACUCACGGAUGGCAUUCCUACUGCUUAAGCUCGAAAGACCCAGCAGAGGAGAGGAAGCUGGAUCGUAAGUGGAUCUGUCCCAGCUGCCUCAGCACGAAGUUUUCCCAGAUUUUUAAGCGGGGCUUCUAUAACCAAAAUGAAAUCAUACAGAAUUACUGGAACAGAAGAGUUUACAUUUACAAAAUAAAGUUCUUUCUCUCGAGAACACGCCGGAUCAGGCGACGAUUAGACCUGUUGGAAGUGGAACUCUCCAAAAGGAUUAACUGA